This is a messenger RNA of Scatophagus argus, 1577 nucleotides long. RefSeq names its product ORAI calcium release-activated calcium modulator 2 (gene orai2). The transcript has 3 exons. NCBI's taxonomy places the organism in Eukaryota, Metazoa, Chordata, Actinopteri, Scatophagidae. Gene Ontology annotation, biological process: store-operated calcium entry. Gene Ontology annotation, molecular function: store-operated calcium channel activity. The coding region runs from base 400 to 1317 and encodes 305 amino acids. Gene Ontology annotation, cellular component: membrane. The record is from RefSeq and is a predicted model, not a curated record.
UCACUCCAGUCUGCGUCAGUGAAUACUUCUUCAAGAACAUCUCGCUGCCAGCUAGAGCCUGAAGUGAUUAUUCCCAUCUUGAGACAGGGCCAGAGGUGACUUUUGCUUCCACCUCAAAUGGCUGGCAUCAACAAGGACCUUGGACUCUUCAUAGAAAAUUCCCAGAUGCAGCUGUCUGAGAUGACAGCUGGCAGCUUGAACUGCUGGUAUUACAGCUAACACAAGUUCAGUAAAUGUUUUGCUCCUGCAUGCUGCCAUAAGGAGUCAUAAUAGUUCUCUUGCUGCUCUACAGUGCAGCCUGAAAACACAUUUGUGAUUCAGUUGGAGUCAGAUUUGUCACAGUAAAGCUGUCGUGCUUUUAUUGUGAAGGCAACACACCCAACCGGAAGCUAUCAGUUAAUGACUUUAGUUCUCCGCACCUUCCGCGGCUCCCUGGUCCGCACCGUCCCAAAACAGAAGAGCCGGUGCCCGGUGAGCUUACUUUGCAGUGAAAGGGAACCGUAUCACCCAGGUGCCAUGAGCAGUGAGCUGAAUGUGCCUAUGGGUUCCCCGGCCCCAGGGGUCUCAGAGCGGGCUUCAGACAGCGGGGGGAUGGACUACAGGGACUGGGUGCGACGCAGCUACCUGGAGCUUGUGAGCUCCAACCACCACUCGGUGCAGGCCCUGUCCUGGAGGAAGCUCUACCUGAGCCGUGCCAAGCUGAAGGCCUCCAGCAGGACCUCCGCGCUGCUCUCUGGCUUUGCAAUGGUGGCCAUGGUGGAGGUGGAGCUGGAGAUGCAGUACAGUUACCCCCGUGUGCUCCUCAUUGCCUUCAGUGUGUGCACCACCGUGCUCGUGGCGGUGCACCUCUUCGCUCUCCUGAUCAGCACGUGCAUCCUGCCCAACGUGGAGGCCGUCAGCAACAUCCACAACCUGAACUCCGUCAGUGAGUCGCCCCACGAGCGUAUGCACCACUACAUCGAGCUGGCCUGGGGCUUCUCUACAGCCCUGGGCAUCCUGCUGUUUUUAGCGGAGGUGGUGCUGCUCUGCUGGAUCAAGUUUCUGCCUGUAGACUCCGGGACCAAAAAAUCACCCGCCUGCAGCAGCACGACAGCGCCGAAUCCUACCACAGCUGCACCGCAGAACAGCGGCUGGCAGGCGGCGCUGGCCUCCACCAUCAUCAUGGUACCGGUGGGGGUGAUUUUUCUGGUGUUCACCAUUCACUUCUAUCGCUCGCUGGUGCGCCACAAGACAGAGCGCCACCACCAGGAGAUCGAGGAACUGCACAAGAUUAAGGUGCAGCUAGACGGCCACGAGAGGGGCCUCCAGACUGUGUGAUAACAGGACGGCAGCUUUAAGGACUUUGUAUCCCGUAUUUAUCUACUCUGACGUUUGUUCUGGUCAUUGUUGACGCCUUGCUCGGACUCGCAGGCCGCGUGCUCGAAAGCUUGUCACUUUGCAGCACAGCGAGCCAAUACAAGUCAGACUGUUAAUUUAUUCUUAAGGUUAAGUUGUGGGGUAGGAUUCGUGUCGUUACCUCAUCUGAGUUUUAGACGUUUACUAUGUGUUGGUCAAAGAUGAUGUAAAACAGUUUACAG